Molecule: messenger RNA, 548 nt
Organism: Paramecium octaurelia
Lineage: Eukaryota; Ciliophora; Oligohymenophorea; Peniculida; Parameciidae
Source: the annotation of a GenBank genome assembly
AAAUGACUUUAUAUUUCAUUCUAUUAUUCUUGGAUUACCCAUUUCUAAUGUUUACCAACGGAAAUUGCAAAUAUUAGAAUAAUUAAGAAUUAAGGGUAAAAUCAAUUCUUCGAAGUUAUUACAAAGAUGUAGCAUCUGAAUCCAAUGGAGCAAUAAUUUCAAGUGCGAAAUUUAAUAAAUUUUAUGGAAUCUCCUAAAAUAUGAGCCCAUUGAGAGAUUCCAUUUAUUCUGUUGAUCAUGAUAAUGGGCAUAUUGUUACAAAUUCCUCUAUUGUGGUUUCAUUUGCAUCAACACAAGAGAUUAAUUAAAUAAUUGUCUGGUUCUAUGAUCUAGAUGGUAGAAAAUUUAAUCCUAAAAUAACUGUCUAAAAUAAAGACAACAUUGAAAAAGUGGUUUUUGAAGAUUUAUUAGUGUAAAGUAUAGUCAAAAUUAAAUUUCCAGAUCAAAUGGUAUCAAGCAUAAAAUUAAGUUAUAUGGAAGGUGGUACAUUAAAUGAUUUAGUUAUAAUAAAAAUUUAAGCAUUUUAUGCAAGAAGAAAUUGGACAUGA